Molecule: messenger RNA, 2715 nt
Organism: Dipodomys ordii (Ord's kangaroo rat)
Lineage: Eukaryota; Metazoa; Chordata; Mammalia; Rodentia; Heteromyidae
Gene: Errfi1
Product: ERBB receptor feedback inhibitor 1
Exons: 3
Coding region: 193-1533 (446 amino acids)
Biological process (GO): negative regulation of epidermal growth factor receptor signaling pathway; regulation of keratinocyte differentiation
Cellular component (GO): extrinsic component of cytoplasmic side of plasma membrane
Source: RefSeq, a predicted model, not a curated record
UUUAAAAAAGUCUACAGCUGAAAUGUUUCUGUUCAACUUCCCUGUUACACAAACAGGCCAUGUUGCUGCCACCAUCCAGACUAUGCCAAAGACAUGAUGCUCAUCUCUUCCUCCUCCAGGGAAUGAAAGCUACUGGUUGACUUAAAACCCUUGGGCGGCUCGGAUUUGGAGGCAUCCCUUGGUUAAGGCGCAAUGUCCGCGGCAGGAGUAGCAGCUCAGGAGAUGAGGGUCCCAUUGAAGACUGGAUUUCUGCAUAAUGGCCAGGCCCUCGGGAGCAUGAAGAGCUGCUGGGGCGGCCGCCCUGAGCUUGAAAAUAACUUCUUAAAUAUCGAUCCCAUCACCAUGGCCUACAGUCUGAACCCUCCUGCUCAAGAGCGCCUGGCUAUUGUGGGGCACGGGGCACCGUCCGCUUCGGUGAACGGCCACGGCUUCGCGGAGAGCGGCCCGGCUCCCAAGUCCAGCCUGCAGCCUCUGGUUUUCCCCGCGGGCGAGGGCCUGGCGCAGCGGGACGAGGACCAGGUGGCGGGUGGCUUUGGAAGACUCUCGCUGAGCGGGCUGUGCGCGGCCACGCCGCCCCUGACGCCGGGGCGGGGCGGCCCCGCGUUCUUCCCGGGCGCGCCGCCGCCGGAGCGCGGCUCUCGGCCGCUGCCGCCGCUGCCCAUCUCCGAGGACCUGGCCCCGGACGACGCGGACUGCGAGGUGGAGUUCCUCACCAGCUCCGACACGGCCGUGCUCCUGGACGACGGGCCGGCGGGCUUCAGGGCCGACCUCCCGGGCCGGCGCAGCUUCCGGGGCUGCGGGCAGAUCAACUACGCCUACUUCGACACCCCGGCCGCCUCGGCCGCGGACCUGAGCGCCGCCGCCGCGCCCCCGCGCAGCCCCGGCCCGCCGCCGCCGCAGGCCCACCGGCGCCUGCGCAGGUCCCACUCGGGCCCGGCCGGCUCCUUCCACAAGCCGGCCGCCCGCGCGUCCGGCCACCCGCAGCGCGCGUCCCCCACGUCGGACGGGGACAAGCCCGAGGUGCCCCCGCGGGUGCCCAUCCCGCCGCGGCCCACCAGGCCCGACUACCGGCGCUGGUCGGCCGAGGUGACCUGCGGCGCCUACAGCGACGAGGACCGGCCGCCCAGGGUCCCGCCCCGCGGGCCCCUGUCCCGCAGCAACUCCCGCACCCCGAGCCCCAAGAGCCUUCCGUCUUACCUCAACGGCGUCAUGCCCCCCACGCAGAGCUUCGCCCCGGACCCCAAGUACGUGAGCAGCAAGGCCCUGCAGCGGCAGAGCAGCGAGGGCGCCGCGCAGCGCGCGCCCUGCAUCCUGCCCAUCAUCGAGAACGGCCGGAAGGUCAGCUCCACCCACUAUUACCUCCUGCCCGAGCGGCCGCCCUACCUGGACCGCUACGAGAAGUUCUUCCGCGAGGCUGAGGAGCGCGCGCCCGCCGCGCCUGCGCCCUGCGGGGAGAGGCCGGACUGCAAGGCCCGGGCGGAGCCGGGCGCCCACGGCAAGCGCAAACACUUAUCCUACGUGGUGUCGCCCUAGCGCGGGCGCGGGCCGGUCAGCGGCGCGGUGAGCCCAGCGUCCCCUGCCCUCGCGGACAUUCGGGUAGAGCGGACGUCUGUCCCAGUCUGUAACAAAGAUGUGAUAGUGGGGGCCUUUCCCGUACGCCGCCUUUCCAUCCCUGUGCAUGGACCCGGGGUACAGCCGGCACCGUAGCCGCAGGCCAACCCGUUCGCGACCGUCCUAGAGUAAUAUAUAUUCAGAAUAAUGAACACCGCGCUGGAAGAAACGCUCCCGAUGGACCGAGCACUGAGCAAGUGGAAGAAGACAAGCAGUAUUGUUUAGAUCAAAGUCCUAACGAUUAUUUUCCGCUUCGUAGUUGAAGACCUCUGGCUUGGGGGCCCCGCUAGCCCGUUGCAUUUACUUUUGCAAGCGGUCUCCGGAUCGGGACAGGCGCCUGUCCGCGCAGCCAGGCCCGCCCGGCCGGCCCCGCGCCCUCUGGGUUUUUUCCUAUGGAAGGGAAAGAUAGUUUCUUGGGCAACUGCAUCCUCUCCUGUACCUGUCUCACAGGCUGAAGACGAGGGAGCGAGUCGUUUCUCCGUCCGGAGGCCGCAGCGAGGGCCGGAAAGGCGCACCAUUGAAAGCAGUAGCCGUGUGGUUGAGAUCGCCUGUGUGGGCAUGUGUGGUGUGUGUGUGGUUUUUUAGACUGUAUUAAUAAAUUCAACACAAGCUGGUCUUGUGUUGCUGGUUCCAGUUCAGUAUUUCCUGAAGAUCGUUUGCUUUUUAAGUGAAACACUUCUGACCAAUAGCACAGCACGUCUUAAUGCCAGAGGUCACGUCAGCAUCUUCCCGCUUCGAAAACUCCAGCCACUGCCUCCGCCGCUCCCCCGAGCGAGACGCUUGCCCGCCCGCCCCCCCCGCCUCGGUCCCGCCGCCACUCCCGUGUGGGCCAGCCACGGAGAAGGUGCUCGCUCCCAGACCGAGGGGCUGGCCGCCACGCCCCCGCUGUUUACAGUUGAAACUGCUGAAUGAUAUUAUUUGAGCUAUUUAAAGCUUACUAUAUUUUAGUACGAACUAAAUGAAGGUUAAAACAUGCUUUAGAAAAAUGCACUGAUUUCUGCAUUAUGUGUACAGUAUUGGACAAAGGAUUUUAUUCAUUUUGUUGCAUUAAUUUUGAAUGCUGUCUUUUCAUUUUAAUAAAGUUAUACUACUUAUUUAUGACAC